GAGUGGUAUAACGGUACACCCUAAUUCCUCGUUACCCUAUUCCUUCUCUUGUUCUGGAGAUGAGGCUCAUCUCAUGUCCUGCUCUAGACACACCCACUCAGUCUGCCGCUAUCCUUAUGACACUGUUGGAGUACAGUGCAGUUCCUAUGGUCCUACUGACCCAUCAUUAGGAGCUGUUAAUUCCAGUUCAGGACGAUUGACUGUUGUAGUGGGUGGAGUCAGAGGAACAGUGUGUGGGCGGUCCUUUAAUCAAUUAUCGGGUCAUGUGGCCUGUAGACAGAUGGGAUUUGAAACUAUUAGCAGCUACAGACUAGCAAAUUCCAGUUCCUCUUAUGAGUUUCCUAUUGCUCUAACAUCAGUUUCCUGUUCAGGUUUCGAGUCUGACAUAUUAUCCUGUCGUCACACAGUGACUGGUAGUGGUUCCUGUAGCCAUCAUGAUGAUGUAGUCUUGUCCUGCAGUAAGGAGAGGCCCCAUGCUGAUGGGUUGGUUAGAUUGAUACCAUCAGGGUCCAAGGCCAGCAGCAGCAGCAGGAGCAGUAGUUCAUUAGUAGCCUCUGGUAGGUUACUGAUCAGUUUUCAUGGUCUCUGGAUGUCAGUUUGUGGCAAGUUCUUCAGCAGAACAGCUGCUGAUGUCGCCUGCAAACAACUCAACUACACCAGAGCUAUAACGUACUGCACCAACAACUGUACUGAUGCUCCACCCACUGAUGGGUAUGUAUAUUUCGCUGAGACCCAGUGCACAGGGAGGGAGGACCGACUCUUGGACUGCGAGCAUGAGAUUCAUAAUCAUGAGCUGUGUGGACAUGAGUUUGACGUGACCUUAUCUUGCAUAAAAGAAGUCACAACAACAACAACAACAAGAACACCAUCAACAACAACACCAACCAACACUGUAGCUCCUACAGUAGUUGGAGUCAAUCCUUCUCCCUCAUCCUUCUUCCUGCCUAUCCCUAGGCUCUUGUUCUACUCUAUUGUCGGGGCAGUGUCUUUGCUAGCCCUCACCUGCUGCAUGUGUCUCAUCAUUUGUCUCUGUGUCUGCUACCGUAAGAAGAAGAAGUCAGUUAGUACAUCAUGGGGUCCACACACUAAUGGGUCCAUUAGUACUAAUGAACAGUAUCACAUUUACGACUACCCUCACUUUAACGAGGCUGAGAGAAAUGGCAAGGACUGGGAGGCCAGUUAUGAGAACUCUAAGAGUGGGGCUGGGUUCUCACUGGAGGAAGACCCUCCAAGAUAUGAUGAUUUCAAGUUUCAACGUUCCCUUGACAGUAUUGGAGAGAACCCAUACCAGACUGAAACAGGUUUAUACACAGCAGACGGGAUUGCUGUGGGCAGUAAUGAGCUGAUACUGGACCCUCGACUAACCAGCUCUUCAGAGCUUUAAUUCCUCUGUUUUUAAACUCUUUGAUUUUAUUAAGUGUAUCAUUAUACCAAAGACUCAGCAUUAAUCUAUUAUCAUUCUUUUAAUUCAUUUAAUUUAUAAAUAA
Messenger RNA from Amphimedon queenslandica, 1487 nucleotides. RefSeq names its product neurotrypsin-like. The record is from RefSeq and is a predicted model, not a curated record. Lineage: Eukaryota; Metazoa; Porifera; Demospongiae; Haplosclerida; Niphatidae. The annotation marks the transcript as partial. Gene Ontology annotation, cellular component: membrane. The transcript is spliced from 6 exons.